Aspergillus ochraceoroseus IBT 24754 is the source of this 1522-nucleotide messenger RNA. RefSeq names its product BSD domain-containing protein. NCBI's taxonomy places the organism in Eukaryota, Fungi, Ascomycota, Eurotiomycetes, Eurotiales, Aspergillaceae. Bases 74 to 1303 code for a protein of 409 amino acids. The transcript has 2 exons. Gene Ontology annotation, cellular component: cytoplasm. The record is from RefSeq and is a predicted model, not a curated record.
CGGCAAGCCACGGUCGGCCUGGUGAUCUUUCCUCCACCAUCGUUAUCCCGACACAAGAAGUUAUUCAGGAAACAUGGAUAUAUAUGAUCACAUUCAAGGGGAGAUCUUCUCCACAAACGAGUCCCCGAAAAAGGACGAAUCACAGCAGGAUGAAUCCAAAACCGACCGACCGCCCGUCGACCUGAACUCCGAACUGCAGGAGACAUUCCGUGCCUUUUCCGCAAGCCCUUGGGGCGCUCGCAUUGGUGGCCUUUGGGAUAAUGUUCGCAAACAAGGAGAAAGCUACUACGAGGGUGCUCGACAGGAGUAUGCCGCUGCUAGCGAGGAGGCCGCGAAGGGGUUCUCAGGCCUGAAAGAUAGCAUUGUCGGGCGGACGCGGGGCUUAUCGUUGAGCACAGCAUUUAACUAUGGAUCCGCCGAACGUGGAACGGAAGGAUCACUUACUCCCACCGAAACCCAUGCCGAGGAGCCCAGGGGAGAACAGAAAGGAGGUGAUCCCGAUACGAAGGCAGGCGAGGGCUUUCUUACCCGAAUCAAGGCAGAGGCGGCAAGACGGCUAAAGGAGAUCGAGAAGGCCGAGGAAGCUGCCGACGAAGCGAUUCUGCGGUUUGGAAUGAACAUUACGCAAAAGCUGAGGGAAGCGGUCAGCAUCGUCCCUCCGGAUACGGAGUCCAGCAACGUGCUGUUUGAGAGUAAAGAUUCUGACGGAAAGAGGGUCAUCCAUGCCACCCGCUUUGAAGCCCAACUACAUGUUAUCCAUACCAACUUGGAGAGUUUCACAAAAGACCCCGCUAGUGAUCAGUGGGCUGCAUUCAAGGAGUCCUUCAAGGUCGAUGACAAAACUGAUGCUAUCGCUGCGGAUUUGGAAAAGUAUCCCGAGUUGCGAUCUUCGAUGGAGAAGCUUGUCCCCGAGCAGGUCCAGUACGCAGAAUUCUGGAGUCGGUACUACUUCCUUCGCCUUGUGAUUGAAACAGAAGAGCAGAAGCGAAAGGAGCUCCUCAAAGGUGCCAAUGUCGAAGAAGAAGAAGAGGUUGGCUGGGAUGACGAUUCCGACGACGACACCGACUCACCAUCUACCCCACAAGUCUCCGACAAGACCAAGGCUGGUAAGGCUCCCGUUGGCCAAACUUCCACAGACAGCAACAACACCCUGAAACCGAACGAGCCCCGUCGAUCCAACGACCAGAUCUCCCAGGCCGACAGUGAGUCUAGCUAUGACCUCGUUAGCGGCGCCACAAGUCGAACUCCCGCUAGCCCCAAGGAGAAGCCCAAAGACGAUGACAGUGACGAUGACUGGGAGUGAACAACCCCAUUUUCAGUCUGGUGGAACAAGGGAGGGGUAAGCGGCCAGCGGCCAGACGUGUUCCCUCCCAGGCACAUACGCUUAAUACCCGGUUCUAGUUCUCUGCUCUGGCCACUGGUUGGCCACGGAGCUUUGCCUAGAUAACCUCAGGCACAAGGAGUUGGGUGUCGCUUUUUCUUCUCUACGUCUUUCUCCUCGUCUUUUUUUUUUUUUUUUUUU